AAAUAAAUAAAAAAGAUUUUAAAGAAAUGGAUAACAAAAAAUCGUUAUACGAGAGAUUUGGAGGUGAUCAACAAGUGUCUGAAUUAAUUGAUUAAUUCUAUUAUAAAGUCUUGUUUGAUAAAUUAUUAAGAGAUAAGUUUCUUAAAGCUGAUAUGAGUCGUGUCAGAUACUAAUAGAAGAGAUUCUUCUCUUAAAUGAUGGGUGAUAAAAAUACUCAAUAUACUGGCAGGUAUCUGUUAUCUAAAAAACAUUUAGAGAUCUGGUUGAAGUUCAUAAAGGUUUGAAUAUAACAAAUUAGCAAUUUGAUAAAUUUAAACAUCAUCUCAAAAGCAUUGCUUCGGAUAUGGAAGUAGGCGUAGCUGAUUUAGAGGAAUUACUUGAUUAUGUUGAAAAACACAGAGAUUUUAUUGUGUUUAAUAAAGUAGCAUGACAAGCAUAAGUAUAAAUAAACCAAU
This is a messenger RNA of Paramecium sonneborni, 455 nucleotides long. NCBI's taxonomy places the organism in Eukaryota, Ciliophora, Oligohymenophorea, Peniculida, Parameciidae. The record is from the annotation of a GenBank genome assembly.